GCAACGCGUUCCAUUAUUAGAAAUUUUAAGUUCAUUCAUAUUCUUUUUCAUUUAAUAACCAUAAAAGAUGUUAAUGAAACUUUUGAUUGCAUAUUUUGCCAUAUUCCAAGUAUUCGUCAAGUCUAAUUCAAAAGUACCAAUUUCAGAAAAUUUGGUACAACAAAGUGAUGGUUUAAAAACAGAUGAUAACCUACUUAAAAGAGAACCAGAAUCUUUGGUUCUGGAUGGCUUAAAUACUGAAGAAGCUAAAGUUUUAAAAUCAAAGAUGGAAAAAUUUCAGUAUCAAGCAGAAGUGGAUAGAAUGAUGAAAUUAAUUAUAAAUUCUCUAUAUAAAAACAAAGAAAUAUUUCUUCGUGAGCUUAUAUCAAAUGCUGCUGAUGCUCUUGAUAAAAUUAGAUUUUUGAGUGUUACAGACUCAUCAGUUUUAGAUACUAAUAAAGAUCUCAAAAUCAUGAUUAAGGUUGAUAAGGAAAAUCAUAUUCUUCAUAUCAUUGACACUGGUAUUGGAAUGACAAAAGAAGAUUUGAUAAAUAAUUUAGGUACGAUAGCUCGUUCAGGCACUAGCGAGUUCCUGAAGACUUUCUCGGAUGGAUCAUCUCAUCAGGCCAGUGACCUGAUUGGUCAAUUCGGUGUGGGAUUUUACGCAUCUUUCCUAGUUGCUGACCGUGUUGUCGUUGUCAGUAAAAAUAACAUGGACGACACUCAGCAUAUCUGGGAAUCAGACGCGGAAAGUUUCAGUGUGGCCGCUGAUCCCAGAGGAAACACUCUUGGAAGGGGUACCCAAGUCAGCCUUUACAUGAAGGAAGAAACGCAGGAUUUCUUGGAAGAGAAUACUCUGAGGGAUUUGAUCAAAAAAUACAGCCAGUUUAUCAACUUUCCCAUUUACUUGUACGAGAAAUCUGUGGAAAAGGUUCCAGAACCCGAUAUGGAAACUGUCAAACCGGAGGAAAAAGAAGGCGAAGAGACGGUAGAUAAGAAGUCUCCCGAUGAUGAUGAAGAUACGAAAGUAGAAGAAGUGAAUGAAGAUAAAGUAAAAAAAGCCCCCAAAACUGUCGAAAAGACCGUAUGGGAUUGGAAAAUCAUGAACGGAGCUAAGCCUAUUUGGACUAGAAAACCGGCAGAUAUAAAAUCCGAGGAAUACGUAGAAUUUUACAAAGCCAUUUCCAAGGAGACUCAGGAACCUUUGGCUUACAUACACUUCAACGCGGAAGGCGAACUUACCUUCAAAUCUAUUUUGUAUAUCGGAAAAUCGGCUCCCGCUAACAUGUUUACCGAUUACGGUAAAAAGGUUGACCACAUAAAGCUCUACGUUCGUCGCGUUUUCAUCACGAGCGACUUUGACGAUAUGAUGCCAAAAUAUCUAUCUUUCGUGAUCGGCAUCGUGGAUUCGGACGACUUACCUCUCAACGUGAGCCGCGAAACGCUUCAGCAUAGCAAGCUCCUCAAGGUCAUCAAGAAAAAACUUAUUCGCAAGGUCCUGGAUAUGAUUAAGAAACUCGGUGCCGAGGACUUUAUAAAGUUUUGGAAGGAGUAUAGCACCAACAUGAAGUUGGGCGUAGUAGAGGACCCUUCGAACAGGAAUCGUUUGGCCAGGUUAGUCAGGUUCUUUUCGUCCUACAACGAAACGGAAGCCAUUUCCUUAUCCUCCUACGUUGAGAGGAUGAAGGACAAGCAGGAGUUCAUUUAUUUCGUAGCCGGACAAAAUAUGGCCGAGGUUAAAAACUCACCUUUCGUGGAAAGGCUCUUGAAGAAAGGUUACGAAGUCCUUUACUUGACUGAAUCCAUCGACGAGUAUUGCAUUCAAGCUUUGCCAGAAUUUGAUGGCAAAAAGUUUAUGAACGUAGCUAAAGAAGGACUCAAAUUGGACGAAGGAAAGAAGGGAGAUGAGAAACAAAAGGAGAUGGAAAAGAAAUUCGAGCCCCUCACCACGUGGCUUAAGGAAAACGGUUUGAAAGAUAAGAUCGAAAAAUCUCAAAUUUCUCAAAGGUUAGCGGCCUCCUCUUGCGCCCUAGUGGCUAGUACUUAUGGCUGGAGCGGUAACAUGGAGAGGCUCAUGAAGUCUUCCGCCUACGCUAAAACAAACGACCCCAUGUCAGAGUAUUACGCCAACAUGAAAAAAACUUUGGAAAUCAAUCCUAGACAUCCACUGAUCAAAGAACUAUUGAGGAGGGUUGAAGAAGACAAAGAGGACGAACUUGCCAAAGAUAUAGCCUUGGUGCUUUUCGAAACGGCCACUCUGAGGUCCGGUUAUAACUUGGCCGAUACCAAAGGAUAUUCAAAUCGUGUCGAGAAAAUGAUGAAAAUGACCUUCAACUUGGCUGACUCUGAAGUUGAGCCCGAGGAACACUUUGACGUCGAUGAAGAAGAGGAGGAAGAGAGCGACUCUAAGGAAGACGGCGGCGAUAAAGACGAGGAAGAUGUAAACGAACAAGAAACAACUAAAAAAGAGUCUCCUGAUAGCGAAAUCAAAGAUGAACUAUAAACAUGAUCCGUAUCCAAACCAAAUGAUAAAACUGUUUUAAUGCAUCAUAACAUUUCCUCACACUAAAUUCCUGAUUGCAUGAUUUUUAUGUAUAUUAUCAUUUAUGUAUUUUGUAAAUGAUGUAUAUUUUAUUAUAUGAAUAUUAAAGGAUACAAUUUUUUUUGUUCAAUUAUAUAUCUAUUUUUUAUAA
Gordionus sp. m RMFG-2023 is the source of this 2672-nucleotide messenger RNA. RefSeq names its product endoplasmin-like. Bases 68 to 2482 code for a protein of 804 amino acids. Gene Ontology annotation, biological process: protein folding. NCBI's taxonomy places the organism in Eukaryota, Metazoa, Nematomorpha, Gordioida, Chordodea, Parachordodidae. The transcript has 19 exons. Gene Ontology annotation, cellular component: endoplasmic reticulum; perinuclear region of cytoplasm. Gene Ontology annotation, molecular function: ATP-dependent protein folding chaperone; ATP hydrolysis activity; ATP binding. The record is from RefSeq and is a predicted model, not a curated record.